AUGGAGGGGCCCGCCGGCGCCGCGGGCGCGCGGGCGGAGCGCGGGAGGUCGCGGUCGAGGACUCCGCCGCGGCACUCAGCCGAGGAUGGCUCCGCGGCAGGAGGCCUUGCCGCGCUGGCGCCGGCCGGGCCGGAGGAGGAGCGCCAGGGCCAGGGCCAGCAGAGCGCGGGGUGGGCGGCGCGCAUGCGGCGGGCCAUGUGCCGGGCGAAGGGCUGGCUGGCGGGCGAGGUGGCGCGCGAGGGGGACGUGGCGCUGGCCGCCGACGAACCCCCGCCGCAGCAGCCCGCCGCCCCUGCUGCGGAGCGGGGGCCGGCCGAGGCCGCCCCGCCGCU
Messenger RNA from Prorocentrum cordatum, 332 nucleotides. NCBI's taxonomy places the organism in Eukaryota, Dinophyceae, Prorocentrales, Prorocentraceae. The record is from the annotation of a GenBank genome assembly.